Populus euphratica (Euphrates poplar) is the source of this 2049-nucleotide messenger RNA. Its product is annotated as CSC1-like protein At4g35870. The annotation marks the transcript as partial. The record is from RefSeq and is a predicted model, not a curated record. The transcript has a single exon. Gene Ontology annotation, cellular component: plasma membrane. NCBI's taxonomy places the organism in Eukaryota, Viridiplantae, Streptophyta, Magnoliopsida, Malpighiales, Salicaceae. Gene Ontology annotation, molecular function: calcium-activated cation channel activity.
CAAGGAUUGCCUAAAAGUAUAGGGGAUGAUAGGAGGGUUUUACAAGACUAUUUUCAGCAUUGGUAUCCUGGUAAGAUUUAUAAAGUUGUUAUGCCUAUGGAUUUGUGUGCAUUGGAUGUUUUAGCGACGGAAUUGGUUAGAGUUAGGGAUGAAAUUACUUGGUUGGUUGCAAAAAUUGACUCGAGGCUUUUGCCUGAAGAUAAUGAGGGGGUUGGUGGUGGAGAGGGGUUUUGGGAGCAGUUGCAAGGUGGGGUGGUUUGGCUGUGGAGAAAUGUGAAGAAUUGGUGGGGUAAGAUGAUGGAUAAGUUGGGGUAUACAGAUGAAGAGGAGUUGAGGAGAUUACAAGAAUUGAGGGUGGAGCUGGAGUCGGAGUUGGCAGAGUAUAAAGAAGGUCGUGCGCCAAGUUCUGGAGUUGCGUUUGUGAUAUUUAAGGAUGUUUAUACAGCUAAUAAAGCUGUUCAGGAUUUUCGGAAUGAGAAGAAGAGGCGGGUCGGUAAGUUCUCUUCUGUCAUGGAGUUGAGGUUGCAGAGGAACCAGUGGAAAGUGGAACGAGCUCCAUUGGCAGCAGAUAUUUACUGGAAUCAUUUGGGGUCGUCAAAGUUGUCUCUGAGGUUGAGGAGAUUGUUUGUGAACACGUGCUUGCUGUUAAUGCUUUUAUUCUUUAGCUCUCCUCUUGCUGUGAUAAGUGCUUUGAAUAGUGCUGGGCGAAUUAUUGAUGCAGAAGCUAUGGAUAAUGCACAAUCAUGGUUGGAUUGGGUACAGAGUUCCAGCUGGUUUGCGUCUCUAAUCUUCCAGUUCCUGCCAAAUCUUAUUAUCUUUGUGAGCAUGUAUAUAAUAGUUCCAUUGGUUCUCUCUUAUAUGUCCAAGUUUGAACGUCAUCUGACUGUCUCCGGGGAGCAAAGAGCUGUGCUUUUGAAGAUGGUUUGUUUCUUCCUUGUAAACCUCAUUCUGUUGAGAGCUCUGGUUGAGUCUUCUUUGGAAGGUACAAUCCUAAAAAUGGGUAGAUGUUAUUUGGAUGGAGAAGACUGCAAGAGGAUCGAGCAAUACAUGAGUGCAUCAUUUCUGUCAAGAUCGUGUCUCUCUUCACUUGCAUUUCUAAUCACAAGUACUUUCUUGGGUAUAUCUUAUGAUCUAUUGGCUCCUAUCCCAUGGAUAAAGAAGAAGAUUCAGAAGUAUAGGAAGAAUGACAUGCUUCAGCUGGUGCCUGAGCAGGGUGAAGAGUACCCUUUGGUAGAUCAAGCCAUAGAUGCUCUUCAGAGACCUCUGAUGCCUGAUAAUAUGUUUGAUUCUCCCAGGUCAAAUGUAAUUGAUGAAGAGGGACAAGAUCUCUCUGUUUAUCCAAUCAGCAGAACCUCUCCAAUUCCCAAGCAGACAUUUGAUUUUGCUCAAUAUUAUGCAUUUAAUUUGACAAUAUUCACACUGACAUUGAUAUAUUCAUCAUUUGCUCCGCUCGUGGUCCCUGUUGGUGCAGUUUACUUUGGGUAUAGGUAUGUGGUGGACAAGUACAACUUUCUGUUUGUAUAUAGAGUUCGGGGUUUUCCUGCUGGAAAUGAUGGGAGGCUGAUGGAUACUGUAUUGUGUAUUAUGCGUUUCUCUGUUGAUUUAUUCCUUCUAUCAAUGCUUCUGUUCUUCUCGGUUCAUGGUGACUCCACAAAGUUGCAAGCCAUUUUCACACUUGGAAUAUUAAUAAUGUACAAAUUAUUACCUUCUGAUAAUGAUGGUUUUCAGCCAGCUCUUUUGGAAGGUAUGCAAGCUGUUGACAGCAUUGUAGAUGGACCUGUUGAUUACGAGUUAUUCUCACAACCCAGGUUUGACUGGGAUUCAUAUUAUUCUUGAUUUGAAGCUUAACAACUGUAUGCAGCUAAUCAAUUCAUCGCUUGUGCUGUUUUGCCCUUAUGUACAUCUUUCUAGUCUUUGUGUGCGUUGUUUAGGUUUGUACAAUAUGUCGUUCCUUUUCUAGAACUACCUUUUAACUCUAUCUUGUAGCAAGAUUUUCUUGCUACUUUUAUUUUGAAACGCGGUAAAUGUUAUAAGACUAACUUCUCUUUA